Molecule: messenger RNA, 693 nt
Organism: Phyllostomus discolor (pale spear-nosed bat)
Lineage: Eukaryota; Metazoa; Chordata; Mammalia; Chiroptera; Phyllostomidae
Product: ferritin heavy chain-like
Exons: 1
Coding region: 148-693 (181 amino acids)
Biological process (GO): intracellular iron ion homeostasis; iron ion transport
Cellular component (GO): cytoplasm
Molecular function (GO): ferrous iron binding; ferric iron binding
Source: RefSeq, a predicted model, not a curated record
CCUGCUGCAGACCGCUGGAGCACCACCCCUGUGCAGUGCCGCUGACUCACCGGGGACUGGACGCUCGGAGGCUACCCAGAAACUCCAGCUCCAGCUUUCACGACUUCUUCACUUUGGUGCCCGCACCCCGCACCUGCGCUACCAGACAUGGCCACCGCAUUUACGCCCUGCCAUGUGGGUAAGAACUGCCACCCGGAGUGUGACGCCGCCAUCAACAACCAGGUCAACUUGCAGCUGCACGCCUCCUAUGUGUACAUGUCCAUGGCCUGCUACUUUGAUCGUGGAGAUGUGGCAUUGAAGCACUUCAGCCUGUUCUUCCUUCGGCAGUCAAACAAGGAGAGGGAGCACGCAGAUUAUCUGUUGGGGCUGCAGAACCAGCGUGGCAGCAAGCCCCACCUGUGGAACAUCCCCAGGCCUGAGGAAGAGAACUGGGAGAAUGGCCUGAGGGUCCUGGAGUGCGCCUUGCAGCUGGCGAAGAGAGUGCAGCAGAGCCUGCUGAGUCUGCACCAGCUGGCCACCGAGAAGCACGGCCAGGUCUAUCACUUCCUGGAGGGUGGCUACCUGCAUGAGCAAAUGGUGUUCAUCCAAGAGUUGGAGGACCACAUCACCAACCUGCGCAAGCUGGGGACCCCGAAAGAUAGCCUGGCAGAGGCCCUCUUUGACAAGCUCACUUUGGGUGACAGUGAGAACUGA